Molecule: messenger RNA, 665 nt
Organism: Mya arenaria
Lineage: Eukaryota; Metazoa; Mollusca; Bivalvia; Myida; Myidae
Exons: 5
Coding region: 1-627 (208 amino acids)
Source: RefSeq, a predicted model, not a curated record
AUGACAACAUCCAAGUACAUCGUGAAGAUUGGCACACACAUCAAUAUUUUGCCCCGGGGGGGGGGCGGCGGGCAUACACGGGACUUUAGACAGAAGACAAUUUCCGACAGGCGGGAAUUUGACACGCCGAAUAAUUCCGGGUCCCGGGUUUUAGACAUAAGACGGAUUUUACAUCUCGGUACCCGGAGUUGUAUAGACAACCGUAUUUCGUAUCCCGGUACCCGGAGUUUAGACAACUGUACUGUCGCACUAAAAAAAUGGCGGACAAACUUUCACACGUUUCAUCCUUCUCAGUUAAAGAGAUGUGUGAAUGGGUGGAUAGCAUCUCAAAAGAUCUCACAACCAUAUUUAAAGGUUAACAUUUGGUUGGAGCACCUCAACAAUGUCGCUGCAAACAGAGAAAGGGGCCAGGCAAAGGCUGCAGAGACACGGUCUCUGAAAAAGAAAGAGUUGAGGACAGAGACAACUCCUGGUGGUGCUGCCACAUCGACUGCGACUACCCAUAGAAGUUCCGCUAGGAGCCCAAACCAUAGCCAGGCUCAGAGUGCACCAGACAAUAUCAUGGUAGAUGUUUCGAGGUUUGGACGGAGGAGGGUACCAAAAAGAUUUGAUGAAUAUAUUAUGUAAAAACAAUAAAAAUAAAAAUAAAAAAUGAAGUUCACAAU